This is a messenger RNA of Leptosia nina, 5766 nucleotides long. Lineage: Eukaryota; Metazoa; Arthropoda; Insecta; Lepidoptera; Pieridae. The record is from the annotation of a GenBank genome assembly.
AUGACGACAGCAACCUUACCAUCAAAAUAUUACGAUGAUGACGAGGAAGAAGAGGUAGAUGGAGAUCAGAUUAUACAUUGGAGUAAUCUAUUAUUUCUGCCCUUCAAUCCCACUGUUAAGGCCAUAGUUUUGAUUGCAGUUAUAAUAAAAACUGUUAUGGGGCCGAUCCAAGCUGUCUAUCCCAUUGUGUAUUGUUGGGACACGUUAGAUUAUGAUACUAGUUUGAUACUGUUAAAAGGUGCUUAUUUAUACCUAUGUGACCCUAUUUACAGUAUUGAUACUUUGCUGCAUAUAUUGCACAGACAAAUUACUGACGAAGCAAUGAAAAGGGAAUACUUGCCGAAGUCAGGAUUCCUCAUAUUAUUGGAUAUUGUGUCACUUAUUCCAUUCUUUAGCCUCCUACAGGAUGGUCCUUGCGCGCCAGUUGAAUUUAGUCCCAAUAUAUAUGCUUUUUCAGAAUUCGUAAUAAUCUACAGAAUAGCCGACUCGUUCUCAAUACUGAGCUCUCACAAAAUAUGGCAAAUUGCGAUCGGUUAUACCUUAAUGCUGAUAAUCAGCGUUAAUUGUAUAACUUGUUUCUUCAUUUUGUUAACUAUGCUCGGAUUUUGUCCGAGAUGCAAUGACGGGGUGUAUGAUUGGCGAAAGUUCGUGUUCCAAAAGUUUAAUGAAACAGACACGUCGUUUUCAACGUACGUGUACGCCGCAUCGUUUGUGUUAACAUUUUUCGUGAACAAUCAGUAUGAUGAAACAAAGCCUUCAACCAUUAACGAGUAUAUAUUAAUGGACGCGUUCAUGCUCAUGGGUUAUCUCCUCCUCAUUUUUGUUGUCAUUCCCAAAAUGGUCGCAGAGUCUAUGCUUAGGCUCCGUCGAAUGGGUUCAUACUAUCCCAAAGUACAGAGAAUUAUCGACGAGACCCGACGCAGAAAUAUCUCGCCAAAAGCUCACGAGGACGUCAAAGACUUUUACUCUCUGAUUUGGGAAAAACGGAGCGGAAUCACCAGUGUCCCCGAAGUUAUUUCCGAAAUUCCCAGAUAUCUGCGCGUGGAAAUACGCCUGGACUUAGUUUGGCCGAUAUUUUAUCAUAGCCCUACCUUUCGGAAGACCUCGAAUUCAUACAAACGUUGGUUAUGUGAAGUUAUCCGAAUGGACUAUAAGUUGCCGGGUGAAAAAUUCUUCGCCGGACCAAACUGCUACACGCACUUCUACUAUUUGAAAUCUGGCAAAAUACAAUUGAUUUCUGUGGACGACGGAGUAACGCCGCUAAUAACUUUGACGAGCGGUACUAUAUUGGGUGAUAUUAGUUUUUAUUUGCCGACACCGAAACGUAAGGUGUUCGUGCAGUGUAUAACGUAUUGCGAAGUAUUGUACAUUACAAGAGUUGAUGUCCUAAGUUCCCUACACAAACACCCGAUUGACCGGCGCCUUAUCUUGCAACACGCAAAGGAUAGGGUGAGACACGCCCGCACUUUGUACACUUGUAAACAACACGUAAGAGGUUUAGAUAGAACUGAAGAUGAGGGAGUGUCAUGGGUGAAGAAACGAUGGUGGGAAAUAUCUGAUGCCGUCCGCAGUAAUAGAUUAUCUAUAGGAAUAGAUGCUUUGAAAUGCAAAUUCUCAGUAGAAGAAACUGCCUAUCAUUGUGCUAAGUAUAUCGGACAACUUGUCCUCACUGGUGAUGAGCAACUUCAGACAAAAUCCUCCUUCUUGUAUACAAAGUUUCCCUGGAUUCUAGUACCUCAUUCGUAUUUUGUAGUCAUAUGGCAUAGGAUUGUCGUCGGCACUGUGUUCUUUGUAUUAGUUCUUUACCCUCCGUACCUUUCUACGAAAAGUUGCCCCAUGUGGUUUGUUUUAUUUCAACUUUGGACUGACGUCAUCUAUAUUUGUGAUAUUUUCGUGAUGCUUUUAACAGCGAUGGACGGACAAGAUAACAUUGGUGAAGAUUAUACGAUCGUUAUAUUUUCCCGAUGUAAAACCGGAAAGUUUAUGUUAGAUGUAUUGUCAUCUGUUUGGAUUGAAACGUUGGCAUCUGUCAGUGGGUUCCCUCAGUUAUAUAACCUUCUUCAAUUUAAUAGAUUAAUUAAAAUAUACGUUUUAUUUUCCAAAUGGGACAUAAGAAAGGAUCCACUUUUUGAUGUAAUUCACAAAAUCGCUCUUAUAUUCGGAUCAUUUUCAAUGAUAACAAGUUAUUUGCUGUAUAUGUUUGAUCGUGCGCAUGUUGAAUUACGUACGUCUUACUUUUUCGGUGAAAUUUUUGUUAAAUGCAAUUCGACAGAAGCAACAUCAAAAUGCGACAUUGAAUUCACAAAUCCUUAUAUAAUCCUAUUGGCUUGGUUGCUUGAGUUUAUAUUCUACGAGUACUUGCCCGGAUCACUUCUAGAUAUCUAUGUGAUUAUUGUCAUAAGCUAUAUAGCAUUUCUCAUCUUUGUUUAUAGUAAAACCGAUUUAGUCGCCAUGUUCUACUUAAAAUAUAGAGAAAUCGUUAAUUACCAGUAUUUCGUCAGCAAUAUAAAAGACCACUAUCGCCAUUAUAAAGUUCAUCCGGGUCUUUUGAUGCGUUUGAAUAAGUAUUUGAUAUGUCACUGGAAGUAUUUCAAAGGGAUGGACGUUUUGCAUCCGAACUUAUUGAAAAACGAACCCUAUGAUAUUUAUUGGAAAUUACAAGGGGAGAUUGCGGAGAAAAUAAUUAGAGAAUCUCCUGCUUUUGUUCACGCAGACCCCGCGUUUAUAAAGGAACUUGCCUAUAAAGCUAAAUUUCUUAUGUUGCCGAAGAACUGUACUGUAUCUGUGUUUGGGGUACAGACUAAGACAGUUACGUGGAUUGUACAGGGCUACAUCACUUCGGAAUACCACGAUCUGCAAGGAGAGGUGUACAAAAAACUUUACUGUCCCGGGGACUUUGUCUCGACUUGUGCAGUAUUUUUGGGCAGACCAUCGCUGCGAACAUUAUAUGCAUCAACUGAAUGUGAGGUGCUAUACAUGAAAGUGAUAGAUUUUUUUCACAUUCUAAAAAGUUAUCCCAAUGAGUGGAGUUUUUUUGAUGUAUGCUUAGAGAAGUAUAUGCCAGUGUACGAUAAGAUGGUGGAAGAUUACGUUAAGAAGUACAAAGACCUGGCUUACUAUAAUUCAAAGGGUUUGCUUAUCACUGAUCUAAGCGAGAGGCUAAAGCAUUACAUGAGAAGAGGCUUCAUUUGUGACGUCAUUGGAUCCGUCCCAAUAAAUCCAAUCGUGUCUGUUGUACUCUCCAGAAGAGUGGAGCAAGAUGAGGAAGCUCUGAUAUACACAGCGUCGAAGUUUGCUCAUUUCUAUCUCAUUAUGGGCUAUUUCGACUAUCUAUCGGAUAUGCCGAACAGGAAUAUUGCUUUUUAUAUGAUAAUAAAAAUGCAAGUGAUGACAAUAUUAGUGACAUUGGGCGCAUGCCAUUACUUCGUAAGCCGAUGUAUAUCCUUCGUAUGGGACGAUAAGUACAACAUGAUAAAUAUGACACGACGCAACCAUUGCUGGCUUCCGAGCCACCUGCCCUUAGAUGAACAUCCCACUUUGAACCAGCUGCAAAUAGUAUAUGCGGAGAGCUUUAAUCUCGCGCAGAGUGGCCUCAUGAGAUUCAACCUUGGCAAGUUCCAUAUAGACCGGGAAUAUCUUGGAGUGGGAAUUACUUUAUGUAUUCUCGGAAUAAUGUUCUGGUUCGUCAUGUGUUACUCUUUAACUUUGCUGGUCCUCAACUUUCGAGGAAACACCUUAUUUCAACAUGGAGUCGGACAACUGAGAAGGUUCUUACAAGCCGAGAGGGUGGAUAAAAAACUAAUAGAGACGGCGAUGACACACUUUCGUUAUUGGUGGUUUAGAACGAUCGAAGCUGCGGAUACUUUGUUGCACGGCGGCGAAAGUUUAGAAAGACAGCUAGUGAGUGCGGCGACUCAGUGGUUCUUUCUACCCGGGGAAGUUAUUGUACGGGAAAUGGAUUUGAGUCCCUGGGUCUACAUAGUACAUAGGGGCAGUAUCCUCAUCAAACAAGAUGACGAGGAAUUGGCUAAGUUAACAAAGGGGUCAAUAUUCGGGCAAUUGGAUGGAAUUAAACCGCGACCCGUUCGGAUAACCGCAGUGGCUGAUGGUUACGCGGAUCUUCUACAGAUUCCUAUAAAAGACUUCCAAGAUGUCAUCGGAGAUGAGACAAGAGAACGAAUCAAGCACUGCCCGCAAGCGAAACACGACUUCAUGGCUGUGAAAAAGACAGUUAUUGAAAAUCCAUAUAAUUCUCUCCCGUAUAUAUUGCGUGGGCGAAAAACGAUUAAACUACCAUGGAUGGCAACACCUUUAAGGGCUAGAACCGAUACUUGGUACGCACGCUGGCUCUAUCUCUGCUGGUUCAUCUUUCCGGCCAUCACUGCAUUUAUUGUGCUGCUGGCGAAAGCUGUACCGGACCACUGCGAGCACAGAAUCUAUUGGAUAUUAUUCGUUUUGGAUUUGUUUCAUAUCGUAUAUUUACUAACAGAGUUCUAUACACUAAAAUUGGUCGUGCAAAAUGGCGAAUGCGUCGAAAGAAUACAGAAAUGGCACACAUUCAAGAACUGGAGUUAUUACAUCGACAUUCUCUCUCUGACGAUACCCAUUUUGACACAUUUUACAGGAGAUUGGAACUAUCGAUUGGCGAGAUUGUUGCGAUUGAGGCACUUCUAUUAUUUUCAUCAUCAUUUCUGUAAGGGAUUUAAGAGCCAAAUAGCUCCUAUAUUAUUAAAAUUUGUGAUCGUAUUCCUAUCUAUUCAUAGUAUGACGUGUGGGUGGAUAUACGUCGCUUGUCAACAUGAAAAGUUUCCAAUUCAAGUGCCACCGUUACCAGCUGCGAUUAAUAAAACUAUUGACUACGAUGAAUGGGUACAUCCAACGCAGAGAAGAGGUGGAUGUCCGCGUCUCACGAAAAACUUUAUCGUGGAUGGAAAAGUCAUGUUCGGUUUAGUGGUACCGAAGAAUUGGAUGUCCGAUUACAUCGUUGCGAUCACACAUAUUUUAGUUAUAUAUACACAUACUGAAAUUGAUAUAGUGGUCUCCUUAACUCUAGAAGAGAUGUACUACAAAGUACUUCUUAACUUGAUCAUUCACCCAAUGGAAAUAUGGGUCCUUAGUUGCGCCAUAAGCGCAGUUUACACGAAGUUCCGGGAACUGUUUACCUAUGACUACGAUGUACAAAGUUUGAUUCUUUAUUUAGAACAUAACGGCUUAUCUUCAGUUCUUCUUGACUCCGUUAAAGAAUACACCAAGCAAUUAUGGCAGAGACAAAGAGGGAAUUGGUUACCCGAAUUAGCACAACAGGCGCCUCAGUGCCUUCGCGAAGACAUGCUGUGCGCCCUCUAUAUGCAUCAUGUAGAGACUCCGCCAUUAUUUCGCGAGCUCCCUGAAUAUUUCAGACGGCAACUCGUCACGAAACUGCAGCGAGUUGUUAUUUUUCCGGGAAAGUAUAUCGUGCAAGAGGGAGAUAUAUUUUCUUGCAUGUACUUUAUACACGAGGGUGAAGUUGAGAAAUGGUACACUGAUAAGAGCGGUGAAAAGAAGAUGCUAUCAUUGCUGUCAACGAAUGGAUACUUUGGUUUAAUUCCAGGUUUAUUCCCGAAUACGCCGUAUCAGUUCUCAUAUUAUUCUCGAACGGUGGUCGACUUUGUAUUUUUAAGACAUCGAGACUGGCAAGACCUGUUACAGGGCUACCCUAAAAUAAAGUACGAUUUGUAUACAGCUGCCAAGCAGUUGAAGAAAGACUUGCAAAAGAACAUUCUUUAG